AUGUUUAGUCUCACAGAAAGUUUGACAAGGGUCACCGAUGAGCUAUAUGGUCGAUCCGCUGUCCAGAAAUGGAAGUGCACUCAAGGAAAGGCGAAACCAUGGAGGAGAAACACUUUCCUUGGCAAUGGGGGCGAGAUCAAAGGCAUUCCCUCUUCUUUCUUGAGACGAUAUGCUGGAUUUGGCUCGUCGUACUUAGCCCAAUGCAAGCGGAACUGCAAACGCAGACGGUUUGAGCUCAAGCUCGAAUGUGAGGCACAACGCGAGCUGGACGACGUGACUGGCAAAUUAUACGACUUGGAUGCAGAAAACGAAAGUUGGGAGUGGAAACCUGAGGAUGUCAAGCGCCUCUUAACAGAGAGGGUAGAUGCGUCCCUCGAGAGUAGCCAGAUACCAUAUGAGGCCUACGUUGGUUCCAUUCUAGGUGAACAGUUCCAGCUCGGCCGCUUGAUAAGCGAGGGUGAACAUUGGGGAGAGGCUGUAUACCAGGUGACAGCACUGCUCGCACCCAACAAGGCGCUUGAGGCUAGGUCGUACUGCCUGGCCGGGCUUCCCAGAGAGCGGUUGGCGUCAAUGAAAAGACGCAUGAAGAGACUUCAUAGGAAAUACGGCGUUUCCAAGAUAGACCAGGCGCAGAAGAAGUUCCUUGUCUACUACCGCAACAGUCCUUCAAAUACCCCUGGCGUCGAAAGGGAAAGUGAGAGAAGACUUGGCGCUUCAACAAGCACAAAGGAUCGAAUGACUUUUCGAAUUUUGGACUAUGACUAUGAGUUUCCCGCGCUGCUCGGGACGAAUUCUCCGCAACAUACUCGGAUGGGGGUUUGGACUAAAGAAAGGUCUUGGGUCUUCCCUGACCAGUCCUUGAGUUGUGAAGAAUCCAUCAACGAAAGCUCGGCCAGAGACAAUCAUGCCGCUGAGGAGCCAAAGCCACCCAGAUCGGGGCAGAACCCUGCGGUUUCGAGCAAUAUUCUUGAUCCAUGUGCAGCUCGGUUCCCACUGCGGCGUGGAAGGCGACGACGAAGACCAAGAAAGUCCAAGGCCAAAAUACACGACGAAACAGGUAGCCAAGAAGCUUUGCGCGUUCCGUCACAACAUGACGCGUGCGUCAUAGAGUUGUGCAGUCUCACAGCUAUGCACGAGCAAUUGAAUAAUAUAGCACAGAACAUCGCAGACUUGAGCGAUCGACUUGCGGAACAGCAUCAUUUGGUUGAGACAGAAAUACAAUUUGUACAAAGAAGAGUCGCUUGGUUAUCCCAAACGAUGGACAAGCAGAAACCUGGCAUGGCCUUGGAUGAAGAGGCCCUCCUCUUCUUAGAGACCUACUACCUCGCCCACAAGGCCCGGGCCAAGCUCUCCCGCGAGGUUGCCCAACCUAACCACGACCUCCGUUUCCUCGUCGGCCACGCUAACCUGCUUAACUCCUUAAUGCUUAAACUUGAUGUGCUGAUACUAAGCAUGAACAGGAGUGAUAAUUGA
Messenger RNA from Metarhizium robertsii ARSEF 23, 1473 nucleotides. Its product is annotated as impB/mucB/samB family protein. The transcript is spliced from 3 exons. NCBI's taxonomy places the organism in Eukaryota, Fungi, Ascomycota, Sordariomycetes, Hypocreales, Clavicipitaceae. The record is from RefSeq and is a predicted model, not a curated record. The coding region runs from base 1 to 1473 and encodes 490 amino acids.